CCACAGCGCUAGGCUCACAAAGGUAAGCGCACACUGCAACCGUGCUCAGUGCUCUGGGCGCUUCAGGCUGUCUUGGUCCUGCUGCUCCAACUGCAAGGGCCCUCGGAGGCGCGCCUGAUUGCUCCAUCACUCACCAUGGCCAGCCAGUUCUGCCUCCCUCCAGCCCCACACCUCUCGCCCCUGAAGACUUUGACGUCACAUUUCGGAGACAUCCAAGUGGGCAUAUCCGUGGCGAUCCAGCGCAGUGACAAGCGAAUCCACCUCGCUGUAGUCACAGAGAUGAACAGAGAAAACUCUUGGGUCACGGUAGAGUGGGUAGAGAAAGGAGUCAAAAAAGGCAAGAAAAUUGAUCUUGAGACCAUAUUUCUGCUGAAUCCAGCUCUGAACUCUGCUGAACACCCCAUGCCGUCGAGAUCUUUGUCCCCCUUGUCUCCAAUUCCCUCUUCCGCCAUCGGAGAUCAGAGAACAGCCACUGGGUGGGUUGCAGUGACCUCCCACACAAACAAGUCACCCUCAGGGGACAGCCAGGCUGUGAGGGUCCCCAGCAAUCCUUGUCUGAUGAAGCAGAAAAAGUCUCCCUGCCUACGGGAAAUCGAGAAACUGCAGAAGCAACGGGAGAAGCGCAGGAGGCUGCAGCAGGAGAUCCAAGCGAGGCGCGCCCUCGAUGUCAACGCGGGAAACCCCAACUACGAAAUCAUGCGCAUGAUCGAAGAGUACCGCAGGCACCUGGACAGCAGUAAGGUGUCAAGCCUGGAGCCCCCGGAAGACCAUCGGAUCUGCGUCUGCGUGAGGAAGCGACCUCUCAACCAAAGAGAGACCACCAUGAAGGACCUGGAUAUCAUCACCAUUCCCUCGGACAAUGUGGUUAUGGUGCAUGAGUCUAAGCAAAAGGUGGAUCUCACCCGUUACCUGGAGAACCAGAUCUUCUGCUUCGACCAUGCCUUCGAUGACACGGCCUCCAAUGAAUUAGUGUACCAGUUCACAGCCCAGCCGCUGGUGGAGUCCAUCUUCCGCAAGGGCAUGGCCACCUGCUUUGCCUAUGGGCAGACAGGCAGCGGGAAAACGCACACCAUGGGAGGAGCCUUUUCCGGAAGGGCCCAAGAUUGCUCUAAAGGCAUUUACGCCCUGGUGGCACAGGAUGUCUUUCUCCUGCUCAGAAACUCCACUUACGAGAAGCUGGACCUCAAAGUCUAUGGGACAUUUUUUGAGAUUUAUGGGGGCAAAGUGUAUGAUUUGUUAAACUGGAAGAAGAAGCUGCAAGUCCUUGAGGAUGGCAAUCAGCAGAUCCAAGUGGUAGGGCUGCAGGAGCAAGAGGUGUGCUGUGUGGAGGAAGUACUGAAACUCGUCCAAAUAGGGAGUAGCUGUCGGACUUCCAGGCAGACAUCUGUCAACGCUCACUCAUCCAGGAGCCACGCGGUGUUUCAGAUCAUCCUGAAGUCAAGAGGGAAACUGCAUGGCAAAUUUUCCCUUGUUGAUUUAGCUGGGAAUGAAAGGGGAGCAGAUACUGCCAAGGUCAACCGGAAGAGGCAGCUGGAAGGGGCAGAAAUUAACAAAAGUCUUCUAGCCCUCAAAGAAUGUAUCCUGGCUUUAGGUCAGAACAAACCUCACACCCCAUUCAGAUCCAGCAAGCUCACGCAGGUGCUCCGGGACUCCUUUAUAGGCCAAAAUUCCUCCACUUGCAUGAUUGCUACUAUCUCUCCAGGGAUGACCUCUUGUGAAAACACCCUCAACACUUUAAGAUAUGCAAACAGAGUCAAAGAAUUAACUCUUGAUGUAAGGCCCUACCAUCGUUGCCUCUAUCAGAUUGGGCACGAGGCCCCAAAGAUGUUAGAAAACCAUAAUAGAAAUUCAGAAAUGUCCCUUCAAAGGGAUGAGUUUAUGAAAAUACCUUGUAUACAGAGUGAAGAGGAAACAGAGUUUGAAGAAGUUGAAACAUCCUUCAUUCCAUUAAUGAAGGAUACAACAACUUCAUGGAAGCAAUCUAUCCAAUGGUGCGAGAACAUCCAGCAGAUAGCUGAUGGAGUAAACGAUGAUAUUGAUUUUUGCAUUGCUCAUUCAUUGUCCAUUUUGGAGCAGAAAAUCGGUGUCCUGACUGAGAUCCAAAAGAAACUGAAAUUAUUACGAGCUGACCUCCAAAUGAAGAACAAGGCGGAGUGAAGCCAAAGGGAAAAGAUCUGGUCUGAAAUGAUGGAGGCAGUGCUGCAGCUUCUACCACUCCUAUACAUGAAAAUUGUCAAAUUAUCUAAAUAUAAACACCUUCCUGAAAGCUAACAACUUAAAAUAUUCUGAUCAGAAAUGUGC
Molecule: messenger RNA, 2301 nt
Organism: Microcebus murinus (gray mouse lemur)
Lineage: Eukaryota; Metazoa; Chordata; Mammalia; Primates; Cheirogaleidae
Gene: KIF2B
Product: kinesin family member 2B
Biological process (GO): microtubule depolymerization; microtubule-based movement
Cellular component (GO): microtubule
Molecular function (GO): microtubule motor activity; microtubule binding; ATP binding
Source: RefSeq, a predicted model, not a curated record